Molecule: messenger RNA, 873 nt
Organism: Pogonomyrmex barbatus (red harvester ant)
Lineage: Eukaryota; Metazoa; Arthropoda; Insecta; Hymenoptera; Formicidae
Product: tubulin monoglutamylase TTLL4
Biological process (GO): protein polyglutamylation; microtubule cytoskeleton organization
Cellular component (GO): ciliary basal body
Molecular function (GO): tubulin binding; tubulin-glutamic acid ligase activity
Source: RefSeq, a predicted model, not a curated record
CGCGAUAACAGUAUCGAUAACACUCGGAUAUCAAUGUGUAGAGUAUAUUUACUGAAUUCUUCAAAGUUACGACUAUUCAUAAUCUCCACGAUAAAAAAAAUCUGUUUUUUGUAAUUAAACCGAUAUACACUUAGUAUAUUUAUAUAAUAAGUGUAAGUGUAUCGUAAGUAUGUGUGUUUUUAUAUUAUAUUAUUUAUAUAUAUGUAUUUCAAGUUUGACAAAAAGGGAAAUCGAACGUUUUAUUAGCCCGGUGCGGAAAUAGAAAACAAUUUUAAGAUUUUUACAACGCGCCAUGGAUUUUCCUUGGGUUAUCACUCGAACGAGAAGAAAGGUUCGAAUAAGAAUUUCUUUCUUUUCCCGUCGUCGUUCACCGCGACAUCGAUAUUGCCAGCAUCGAGCAGCGGUGACGGUUGCGCGAAUCUGCCGCAAGAUGACGGCGAAGCGUGAUCGUGCACCUGUGGUGACGGCACGUGUUACAGCUGAGUGGCGGUUCGGUUAUCGGGAAAGUGAGUAUGAUAUCGCAGUGGCCGAGUGUUUUUCCCAUUUCUUCCCGUGCGCCGGCGGUACCACCGACACGCACGGAAUCCCGAGGGACGCGCGGAGCGCGCGUCCGUACUCGAGCGUACCGGCGAGUUCGCGUCGUGAUGCGAGGCUAUUUACGCCGACACAUAGAAGUGGUUGAUAGGAAUGCUCUACAGGGAUUUCCGGAAGCUGCAUUAGGGUAAGUGCGUUUCUAAAAAUUCAAUUGAUUUUUAUCUUAACAAAUUUCAAGCAUUCCACUUACGUUUUGUUUCAAAAUUGACAAUCGAAUUGAUCUUAUAAGAACCUUUUUAAUAUGUAACGCGAAUUUUUGAAAUUUGACAGCUCUCGCAU